UGUUUGGCUUUGCGUAGGUUUUGACUAAUUUCUAAAAAAUAGAAUUAAAAGGCGUUCAAAUUCUGUCUUCUUAGUUGUGAGUGCGAGGUGUGAUAAAAGAGAGGCGGAUAAAACAGGCACAACUGUUAAACUAACUGUGCUCUAUACGUGCAGAUUUAACCUGACCUGGGGGUGUUUGGGACCCCAAGAUGAUAACAUGAAUCAUGUAUUUUUUCGAAUAAAAUGUACGUACACAAAAUGCCUAACAACGAGCGAAUACAUGUACUUACAUUGAUAUACAGUAUUUAUACUGAAGUACAAUUUAUGCACAUAUUAAAAAACUUGUAUCCCUGUAUAAAUAUUUAAACAAUUAAUAAAAGUAAUUAAACUAUACCGAAAAAUGACCGAAGAUUUACUGAUCAAAGAGAAAGGGUUUCGGCAGUUAAAUGAAGAACUCGAGGAGAAAGCGCAUAAUUUAAUGGAAAAAAUAGAUAAUGCUAUCAAUACUUAUAACAAUGGAUUAUCGGAUUUUGAUCCAAAAAUAUAUCGUCCGAAUUUUACAAACGAAGAUGUAACAGCGCAAACAGAAAAUAAUGCUCAAGUUCCUGUUAAACGAAACUCGUCUUUACCUCAUAUUUUUGCACAAUCAAAGGUAGAAGCACAAGAGGAAAUUGUGAAUGAAGCUUCCAAAAAAAGAAACCUGGCAAAUAAAACUGUUAUUAAUUUGUUUAAAAGUAAAAUAGAUAUACUACAAAAUGAGUUACAAACAAUACAAACUGAAUACAAAAAAAAGAGUGAUAUCUGUAAAAGUUUGGAGUCUGAAAAUAAGAAACUGGAAAUAAAAUUACAAAAUGAAGUGGAAUCAUUAAAAGGAACAGUUACAAAAUUAGAAAAUACUAAUAAAGAAUUACAGUGUCAAUGUCAAGCAUUAAAUGCUGAAAAUUUAAACAUGAAAAAAGAGCUGGAUAAACUUGAGAAACAGAUAAAAAUAUCAGAUCAACAUGCCAGUAAUUAUAACAUCAGAUUAAAUAGGUCUUUGGAAAUAAAUGAUAAGCUCAGAAGUGCACUCAAAUGUUCUCAAACAGAAGAAAAGGAAUUAAGAAAUCAAAUCAGAAAACUACAAGAAGAUAAGAGACUGACUGUUAACAAUUUGGGGAAACAACUUUCAGAAGUACUACAAGCAUUUAAAAAACAAAUGUUAAUUAUAGAUAACUUAAAGAAACAAAAUGCAUGCUUAAUAACAAUUGGACAAUUGAAAUUUACAAAAGAAGAUUUCUCAAGAUUACUGGACCAAAAGCUUCAAUACAUAUGAUAAAUUGUAUAUAAAACGUUUAUUGAAUGACUACUACAAUUUAUACAUUGCAAAAACUGGAAUAAUUUCAUUUCAUAGCCACACGUUUUGUACAACUUUAUAUUACAGCAUGUAAUUUCUAAUGAUAUUCCUCACAGAAAUUUUGUAUCCUAUACAUUACCUGCCAGAUGCUAUGAAAUUUUAAAUGCUUGCGUUCUCUAACCCAAGACUUGUGUUUAUUCGAAAAAAUUUCUUUCAAUUCGUGAAGCAUUUUAACACCUUUUAAUUUGAAAUAAACGAAUUUAUAAUUAUAUUAUAA
Molecule: messenger RNA, 1589 nt
Organism: Osmia bicornis bicornis
Lineage: Eukaryota; Metazoa; Arthropoda; Insecta; Hymenoptera; Megachilidae
Product: testis-expressed protein 9
Exons: 6
Coding region: 380-1291 (303 amino acids)
Source: RefSeq, a predicted model, not a curated record